UCCUUCUUUAAAGCUUCAGCAGCGUUCCUCAUUUCACUGGAGUUGUAGUGGCAGGCUCACCGGCGUACUACAGUUGCUCGCCAGCUCAACCAUGGCUUUAAUAAUGAGGGUACUUCAAUUGUCUCUACUCCUUGAUGUAGGGUGUCAAGUACAUGCUUACAGGAUCGGGUAUGCUGAGCCGGAGAUGCCUACGUAUGGGCUGCAGCAGCCUCCUAGCUACAAUUCCCAGCAGCAGUUGGAACAACCUCCUAGCUACCAGCCCCAGCCACAGCAACCUUCUAGCUACAAGCCACAGAAGCCUAGCUACGAUCACCCCCAGCAGCAGCAGCAUCUUAGCUACAAGCCGCAGCAGCAGAAUCCUAGCUACAAGCGCGAGCAGCAGCAUCCUAGCUACAAGCCCCAGCAGCAGCAGCAUCCUAGCGACCAGCCCCAGCAGCAGCAGCAUCCUAGCGACCAGCCCCAGCAGCAGCAGUUAAAGGGUCCUUGA
Messenger RNA from Gadus morhua (Atlantic cod), 487 nucleotides. Its product is annotated as activating signal cointegrator 1 complex subunit 2 homolog. The transcript has 4 exons. The record is from RefSeq and is a predicted model, not a curated record. Lineage: Eukaryota; Metazoa; Chordata; Actinopteri; Gadiformes; Gadidae. Bases 92 to 487 code for a protein of 131 amino acids.